AUGGCUGGGGGGGCCCCCCUGGCUGCAGGGGGGCCCCCCGGGGGGCCCCCCGGGGGGCCCCCCGAGGCCUCCAGGGAGGCCCUGGAAAGCAGCAAAGCUGUUGAGGGUUUUCUGAAAAGGUACUUCCGGCAGCUAAGCCUCGAAGAGUUUGCUGCUUUUCAAAAAGAAAGUCAAUUAAUUUUAAAAGAUAAACCCUUGUGGCUCAUAACUCCGAGACAAACCGCCAAAAGAGAACUGCCCCUGCAGGCCCACAUGAGGGCCCCCCUCCAGCGCGCACUCUACAGGGUCUUCACGCGGCACCAGGAGUACCCGCAAAUCGCGUGGCAAAUGCUGCAUCUUAUUCUAGAGCGCGUUGAAAACGAAGAGCUUAAAAAAACUUUUGGCAUUCCGGGGGGCUUUAAUGGUCCUUUUUAUUUGUUAGUUAUUCACUUGUGGCUGCUGCACUGCCGGCUGAUGCAGAGCAGCAAAAGUCGCAAGGCCGAGUUCUUUCAAAACCCCCUACUCAGCAGCAGCAGCAGCAGCAGCAGCAGCAGCAGCAGCAGCAGCAGCAGCAAAGUUAAGGCCUGGCUGGAGUCUUUGCUGCCCCCCAAAGUCACCCCAGUUGCCCCUGAGGAUUUCAAGGCGGUUUUGAGCCGUGGGGUGUACGUACACCGCAUGGCCCAGUACGCGCAGCCCCAAACCCUAAACCCUAAACAAGUGUCUGCUGCAGCAGCAGCAGCAGCAAUACCAGCAGCAGCAGCAGCAGCAGCAAAACCAGCAGCAGCAGCAGCAGCAGCAGCAGCAGAUGACGCGGCUGCCUCCGCCUCUGCUUCCUUUUCCCCCAUGCAGCCUACCCAUGGGGGGGCCCCUCUGGGGGCCCCCGUAACGUCUCAGGGGGCCCCCCCGGGGGCCCCCCUGGGGGGCCCCCCCAGUUUGGCUGAGGGUUUGGGUUUGGCAAUUAGGGUUUCGGCUUUGAGGGCUGAAGUGGCUGGGGAAAUAAUAAAUGAGUUUUUAUUUAAACAAUCUUGGGAGUUGGUUAGAGACUGGCUGAAACUGAAGAAGCUCAUGGUCUCUCUGGACCAGGCGAUGGCGGAGGGCGAAAUUUGCCCGGCCCGAAUAAAGGAGGCUCUUUGGGGAAAUGUCUACGCGGGUUCUCUCUCCUUUGCAGACCCUCGACUUUCUCUCUUCACUAAAUAUUUAAUUCGACAACUUCUCCACAUUUUGCAAAUUUCCGAACAACACUUUUUGCAAGCCAAGUUCACCUGGGCUGACUUCCCAUUGUCUCCAAACUACUUGGGGCCCCCCCUGCUGCCUCCUUUGUCCCUUCCUGUUUGCUACGGAGGGUACAGGCCGGGGGGCCCCCCUGGGGGCCCCCCUGGGGGCCCCCCUGGGGGCCCCCCUGGGGUCCCCCCAGGGGUCCCCCCGGGGGGCCCCCCGGGGGGGGCCCUGGGGGCCCCCCCCGAAGAAAGGGUACUAGACGCGGGGGCCCCCCGAGCUAGAUUCGUCCCUCAGUAA
Molecule: messenger RNA, 1494 nt
Organism: Eimeria necatrix
Lineage: Eukaryota; Apicomplexa; Conoidasida; Eucoccidiorida; Eimeriidae
Exons: 7
Coding region: 1-1494 (497 amino acids)
Biological process (GO): mitochondrial respiratory chain complex III assembly
Cellular component (GO): mitochondrion
Source: RefSeq, a predicted model, not a curated record